CUUCUCUGUGAUUGUCUGUGGUAAACAAAUAUUUUUUCUAUGAGAUUUCAAUAAAAUCUUAAAAAAAGAUAUUAAUUUAGUGUAAAAAUAUUAGUGAAAAUUUCUUAAAUUAUGUUAAUAACAAAUCCUGAUUUAAUAAACAGUUGUCGGGUGUGCCGUAGCCCCAAUCAGGAUGGUGAUUAUGAAUGUUUAUAUCAAAAUAGUGGACAACACGAGGAUGGUCUCCAGUUAAGUGAGGCUGGUCUGCUAUAUGAAAAUCUAUUGGAUAUUUCCCUUACUAAGGGCGAUGCUUAUCCGCAAUUUUUGUGCAAUAGUUGUGAUUUACAAAUGAAACUUUUCAAAAAACUCAAAGACAAAGCCUACAAGACGUUGGAAUACUUACAAAAUCUAUAUGAAGAACAGUUAAACUCGAAUAAACUUAAAACUGAACAGAAAGAUGAAGAAAUGCCUCAAGACAAUGGCCAGGAGCCGGUGGAAUCUGCAGAGGAAUAUAGCAGCUUAGCAAAUGAAUAUGUUAAAAUAACCAGUGAAUAUCAGGAAAACGCUCGGGAAGAUUAUGCCCUAAUAACUGCUAAUGAGUAUGAAAAAACUUCCAUUGAAGAAUUUCCCGAUAAUGUGGUGAAUGAGUAUCAGGAAACCUCCUCCCUUGAAUACCCAGCAAACCAAAGUAGUGAUUACCAGGAAAGUGUAAACUCUGAGUAUCCAAACAAUGAAAAUGAGUUUCACUACCUAGGAGAGAACUCUCAACAGCAAACAGAAAUAGAUCAGGAAACUCCCCUAAAUAUACAAACACUGGCCGAACAAUUGAAAUUAGACAUCGAACAACCUACCAUUACCGACAUAAAAUAUCGUUUCUCUGCCGAAGAAAUAACCGAAAAUCCAAACAGCUCCCAAGAAACAAUACCGCAAAUUCGUUUAGACUUGGAGCCGAUCAUUGAUAAAACGGAUUAUGUUACCGAAAUCUAUGAGCUGCUAGACGAUGAAAGCAAACAAGAAACAUUAAAUGAAAGCAAUGGAAAUACUGUAGAAUACGAUAUAUAUACAGAGGAAAAACCGGAAGAGACUAGUUCAGUAUAUAGUGAUGUGGAAUAUGUAAUCGAAGAGGAAAUGUGUGAUGAUGAGGGUGAGUCAUUGGAAAAUGUGAUAGAAUUAAAAGGUACAAAUCGAGGAGAAAGGAAACUGAAUAAUACUAACCGGAGAAAGAAUGCUGAAAGAGUGGAACCGAAGUACCAUGACAAUAAAUAUCCCUGCAGUAUAUGUGCCCGUGAACUAAAAUCCCUGCCCAGUUUGCAUCAACACAUGAAAAUACACAACGAACAGCCGGCCUAUCAGUGUAACAUUUGUCAGAAAACCUUUAAUCAAAAGGCCCACUAUCUCUACCACAUGAAUCGACACAAUAAUAUACGCAAUUUUAAAUGUACGGAAUGUGAUAAAACGUUUAUUGCUAAAACCGAUUUAAAGGUACACAUGAGAACUCACACUGGAGAUAGGCCAUAUGUUUGUAAUAUCUGCGGCAAAGAUUAUUUAAUGAUGGAACAUUUGAAAACACAUCUUCUAACGCAUACCGAACAAUAUUUUCAAUGUGAUAUUUGUAAUCAUAAGUUUGCCACACAUAAGACGCUGAGAAUGCAUGUGCGAACGAUACACGAAGAUGAGCCAAGAUUUAAGUGUAGUUUCUGUUCGAAACCUUUUCGUAGAAAACAUCAUUUGGAGUAUCACUUGAAAUUGCAUCAAAAAAAUGUAAAAUUUUUAGAUAGCCAUUAUGAAAUGGUAGAUGUGGACGAUCCCGAUGCUGUAAUUAAUACCGACACGGACUAUAAUGCUGAUGAACUUGUUGAUCAAGAACUAGUAGAUGAUCCUGGCUUUAUAGCUUUAAAACGAUGA
Lucilia sericata (common green bottle fly) is the source of this 1884-nucleotide messenger RNA. Its product is annotated as zinc finger protein 583-like. NCBI's taxonomy places the organism in Eukaryota, Metazoa, Arthropoda, Insecta, Diptera, Calliphoridae. Gene Ontology annotation, biological process: regulation of transcription by RNA polymerase II. Bases 112 to 1884 code for a protein of 590 amino acids. The record is from RefSeq and is a predicted model, not a curated record. Gene Ontology annotation, molecular function: zinc ion binding; RNA polymerase II cis-regulatory region sequence-specific DNA binding; DNA-binding transcription factor activity. Gene Ontology annotation, cellular component: nucleus. The transcript is spliced from 5 exons.